GUGUCACGAUGCAGGAAGCAUGGCUGCCGAGCCAGAAGAAGCAGCCCAAAUUCCAGGUCAAAAAUUCCCCAAACACGGAGAUAAGAAUAUAACUGUCACAGAAAUGAAGACAAAUCAGGGGAGUGAUAAGCUACUGUGUCUUAGCAAUUAUGCUCCAUGGAAAGAGUAUUUCUAUGAAAAGGUACAGCAGAGAACUUUGAGUCUGCAGGAGACAAAGCUGAAAAUGUUUCAGGAGCAAAAGGCAAAAGAAGAAAAGGUAAAAAAGAGAGGACCCUGUGACUGGCUGCCCAAGGACUGGUUUAGUGAAGAGAAAUGCUCACUGGAUACUCGCACCUAUUUGCUUGACAAGCUCCUACCUACAUUAAUCCCAGGCGUGGAAAAGCUGUUAAUGGAAGUGGAAAGAAAGAAUGUGCUUGCAGCAGACAAACACCCAACCAAUUUUGACCCAAUUAUUUUUCUUGGAGAAUAUCUGAUGAGGCAUAACCCCAAGUCUGAUAUUUUUACAAAACCAGGCCCAUAUGUGAGAGGAAUGAGGAUGGUCACAGAGGAGCUAAAAAUCGAGGUGCCAGAUACAACAUCAAACAGGUUGGCAAGGAUGAAGUUUGAGGCAAGGAGCAAACGUAAUCAAAGGGAGCAGGUGGAGAAUAUAAAGUCUCAAGUGAAAGAGAAGAGAAAGGAGGCUCUGGCAAUUCAGUUCAAAGAAUGGACAGUGGAUGUCAGUGGGAGAAUACCAAUCGCACUGGUUCAGAGUGCCCUGAGGUCAUUUCUGGAUGUCAUUGCUUCUACUUCCAUAAGUGCAGGAAAAGCAAUCUAUGACAGGAAGCUGGAAAUCAUAGACACAUUGGAAAAAAAAGUAAACAUAGAUGAAUUCACCGAGUAUGUCCUUUCCACCAUUGAAGACUUUACAAGUGACAUGUUCCAAGAGCUGCUGAAGCAUCUCUGCCAGUGCGCGGGCGACUUCCGAGAAGCAAUAAGACACGAUAUGUGGAGGCAAAUGUUUACUGACCUCUUCCUAGCUUGUGACUAUGGGAAGGUUGGUCUCCUAAAUAGGCAAAUAGUACUUGCCCUAUUGGAAGAGUUCUAUGACAGAAGCCCUGUGAUUGCCAAGAGGAGAUUCUGUAACCCAAGACGAUGGCCAAUAGUUGAGCUGCAAGAGAUUGAGCUUGCAGAUUUGUGGGGAUGCCUUGAUGACCAAGAAGUUUUUGAGGAACUCAGUGAAAAGUCUGAACUAUCUCAGACAGAAAUUUCGGAGGGACAGAUUUUAGUGUCUGAACCGGUGGCUGAUGAUAGACAAGAUACCAAUGGAAUGAGCACUACAGUCAGAGAAGAUCUUUUAGAAUCUAGUGAUUUGGAUGGAGAUACAAUCCUUGGUGAGAAAUCUGGUGGAGACACCAGACCUGAAACACAAGCUGAAUCUGCAAGUGUAGACAAUCAGGGGGAAUCCUUCCCAAGAUCAGCCUUUACUGGAGAUGGUGUCACUAGAGAUGAAGAGACUGGAUCUGAAAAACAGAUGAAGGAAGGAGAAUUUAGCCUGGGUAGAGAGUCAGUUCCAGAAACCAAUAUGGGAGAAGACCAUACGAUCUUGGAUAGAGAACCUGGCAAAGAAGGGCAGGUUAGACAGGAGGAGGACAACUGGAUUGCAGAGCCGACUGAAACAAUUCCAGGACCAGCACCUGAAGCUACAAGAAUGGUUUUGGAAGAAGGAGCUGUCGCUGAGGAAGAAACUUGUGCAACAAAAGAGAGUUUUUCUAACCAACAUGACCACCAGUUUGGAAGACAGGCAAGCUCAGAGACAAGAGUGCAGGCUGAAGACCUUUUGCAAGACCGGGAUAAAGACUUGCGUCCCAUCAUGCUAGAGAUUCAGAGCUGUGGUGCUCCUCAGAUCAGGAGUGUUUUUGAUGAAAGCUCCCUCAACCUGCCGCAGUUUGUCCAGCUCAUGGAGACAUUUGUUGGUAGAGGCACUUCGCUGCCUACUGUGAAGAGUCUUAUUGCCUUUAUCCAAGAAGAAUACAAACAGACAGAAGAGGAAAAAAUUGAACAACUAAAGAAGGUUCACCGCAGCUCUCUCUUGGCCCGACGGAAACUGCUUUUGGAGGCACUCUUUGAAAAGUGGGACAGCAAUGCAUCUGGGUUUCUGGAUCUGAAAGAGGUAGAUGCUGUUCUAAGCACAUUCAAAGAAGGAAUGGAAAAAAAAGCCUUGAGGAAUGCAAAGAAGCACCUUUGCUUAAGCUACCCACAGCCUAGCAGAAUGGGAAAACUGUCCCCACGGACGUUCCAGACUUACCUUGAAUUAGUGGUUUCUGAGUUAAGUGGGGAUGAGGAUGAAGUCAUUGAUAACUUGGUGGAGUUCCUGAGCACAAGUGUGGAACGCAGUCACAUGGAGUAUCUGCAACACUCGGCCAGGAGGAAAUGGCUGCACAGCAUCCAGCAAGCAGCUGAGACCAGCGGAGCAAGCUUGGAACCAGUUUACAGAGCAGUGUUUAAAGUCCUCUCUCAGGAUGCCGAAGCCCAUGGGGAUAGCAAGAAGAUCAGUGCAUAUAUUGCCCUUUUGGAAGAGAACCAGAUCUCACCAGAGCGAGGACGGAUUCUCCUACGCUAUGUGGCAUGUACUGCAGAUGAUGCCCCAUAUGUCCUAAACCAGAUACUUUACAGAGACAUGAAAGGAGUGAGCUUUGCAGCUGUCGAAGAAGGGAAGCCAAUCCACGUUCCAAGAGUUCAGCUCCAUGGGAACAUCCACUUCUGGAACUAUGACCGCCCAGUGGAAGAGAGAAGAGGUUCAUUCCUGGUACUGCCAUUGCAAGAUGCUCGCUGGAGAGUCUUCGGAAUUCUAGGACUUGAUACACUUUGGGAUGAGUGUGAGAAAACUAUUUUUCUGACCCAUGAGAUCAGUUUCUAUCAGGGAGUUUCUCAUGCAUUCAGCAAUGCCUACCACCAUGUCUGCACACGGGAAAACAUUCUGCAAGAGAUGCUCACUGCUCUGGACUGGUUGUAUUCAAGAACAUCCAACAUCCACACUGUCAUUACAUAUUUUGUGGAGCCUGGCCAAGAUAAGACAUGUGACUAUGCUCUGCGGAAGAUGAUCACUGCAGAUCAUACAGGGCAAAGAGAAAUUCAUACCUCUUCUACUCUUCUCCUCAGAAAAGAGAACCUUUUAAGAGAUUACCUGUUUAAAUGCACAGACACUUCACAGGUCGUUGGCACCUAUCUCUACGGAGAAUACCACUUUGCAGUACCUCUCCGCGAUCUAUCAGGACAAGCUCUCGGGGCAUUAGACCUCAGUAUGGGACAUCACCAAGGAUUACUACCCCAUGAGCACAAAGACCUGCAGAAAAUGCUGAAGAUUGUCCAAGCUGCCUGCUCAGAGAUACUGAAGAUGUGUUCAGGGGAAACGGAACCAAUCUAUAUACUGGAGGCAGAAAACGUGGCAAGUUUGAGGCAUGCAGGGAUUCUUUUCCACCGGUUCAUGCUGCAGGACCUGCGUGAGUGUAUCCAGAAACUUAAAGCUGAGGACUUUGCUGAGAUAAAGAGCUAUGUAGAACCUCCAGCUCUGGUACACAGCAUAGUAAAGGCUGUGCUGUUGCUUUUCUAUCCAAAGUGGAAGGGCUCAGAGAAGAUUGAGAACUGGAGUCAGUGUAUACUGAAACUCGAUGACAAUUUGAUUCAGAAGAUUUACUGCUUUGAUCCAACUGCUGCAUCUGUGCAGGUUCAAGCAGAGGGGCUGCUGGACUGUAUAACUGGUAAAUAUCCUAGACUAGUUGUGAGGUUACCAGACACAGCUCAUCAGUGA
Messenger RNA from Tinamus guttatus (white-throated tinamou), 3787 nucleotides. Lineage: Eukaryota; Metazoa; Chordata; Aves; Tinamiformes; Tinamidae. The record is from RefSeq and is a predicted model, not a curated record.